This is a messenger RNA of Mercenaria mercenaria, 6776 nucleotides long. RefSeq lists its product as uncharacterized. Gene Ontology annotation, biological process: G protein-coupled receptor signaling pathway. The record is from RefSeq and is a predicted model, not a curated record. Gene Ontology annotation, molecular function: G protein-coupled peptide receptor activity. NCBI's taxonomy places the organism in Eukaryota, Metazoa, Mollusca, Bivalvia, Venerida, Veneridae. Gene Ontology annotation, cellular component: membrane. The transcript has 2 exons. The coding region runs from base 4328 to 5368 and encodes 346 amino acids.
GAUACGAAGGGUGUUAAAAAGUACCAGGAAAAGUGUUCUAAUAGUUUUAUUUCUGGUCCUGUUUUGCAAAAAAUUGAAAAUAAGAUAGAUAAGAACAUACUAGAUGUAAAUAUUUAAAUUACAUUUUUCAGAACAUGUCCAUUAUCUUUUUGUCGUCUCUAAGACAACGUCACUACCACUUAGGCAACCCAACGUCAUUAUGACGCUGUCAUAUCACCUUUAAAUGAUCAAUACAACCCGUGAUUAACAGUGGUACAAUGUUUCUCGUCAUUAAAAGCAUUUUCUACACCAUCCUUCUGUUCAUUUCCUGAUUUUUGAAGGUACAUAAGAAAUGAGUGCAUUAAAAUUUUCUCCUGGUAUUUAUUGAAGAUACCUCGUAUAACAUUUGUGUAUUCAAGUGCAUAGCAUUACAUUGGUUCACCUUGAAAUAUCAUACGAAAAAUCAAACUUAUUAUCAUUAAAACGUUAGAAUAUGACCUGGAGUAAAAGGGAUAGGCAGUAUUCACACGGUCGGUUUAAAGAUAAAACUUACAUGCCUAUGAGAAAUAGCUGAUAUCAUUUAGGUAUUCAGGCACGUAGCAAGACAGUGGUGUACCUUGAGUUGUUUUUGCAUCAUGAAUACGUAUUUUGAGAACAAACUAAAGUUAUAGUAAUAAGGUGAACAAUUACAUACCUGCACUGUACAUAUAGAUAUUCAUAAAAAAACAUUCUGCCUUUACUUGUUUAUUUAAGCUCUUAGCAACAUAGGGUUCCACCUUGAAGUAUUUUGAAUCAAAGGAAUAAACAAUCAUAAAAAAGCAUUUUUUUUUUAUUAACUAAAUCAUGAUAUUAAACCAUUCCUGUAUAUACUUUACAUCUAGUGGAAUAGAAUAUUCAUUCAGGUGCGUAGCAACACAGACAUGUAUCUGAAAAAUAUUCGAAAUGAAUUUCGCAUCGACAGUGUAUUCGGGCGUGUAGACUCACAGGGGUGUACCUUAAAAUAAACAAGUUUCAAGAAAGUAAAGUUAUAAAUAAGAAUAAGCCAUCAAUAUGUAAAUGGUAAGAGAUAAAUUCGGAAUCUACUGCUAUAUAAGACUAGCAGCACAUUUAAAACGUAAGGAAAUUACUAAUACAGUCACACGGGUAGAGUAAAUUUAAGAUAUAUCCUGCAUUGUACGUAUAGAUGUUCAGAAAUAAAUUCAAUAUCAACUGUUUAUUUAAGCGUGCAACCGCACAAGGGUGUACUUUAAAAUAAUAUCAUUUCAACAAAAUCAAAUAACUGUAAAAAUUAAAGUAACCCACACCUCUUGGUGUCAGAUUUUAAACAAGAAGGCCAAGAUGGCCCUAGGUCGCUCACCUGAGAAACACACCAUAACAGUGUAAAGACGUUUCACCUAAUGAUUUCGUGGAAAAAAAUAUUCUGACCAAUUAUCAUUAAAAUUGGAGCGAAAAUCUUAAGUAUAAACAAGUAUUUUCUUUGAUCUGAACUAGUGACUUAGUUUUUGAUCCCAGAUGACCCAUAUUCAAACUUGACCUAGAUUUCAUCAAGGCUAUCAUUCUGACCAAAUUUCAUGAAGAUCAAUUGAAAAAUACAGCCUCUAUGGCAUACACAAGGUUUUUUUUAUUUGACCUAGUGACCUAGUUUUUGACCCCAGACUAUCCAUAUUCGAACUUGACCUAGAUUUUAUCAAGGCAACAAAUCUGACCAAAUUUUAUGAAAAUCCAGUGUAAAAUGCAGUCCCUAUUGCAUACACAAGGAUUUUACUUGAUUUGAUCUAGUGACCUAGUUUUUAAACUCAGAUGACCCAUAUUCAAAUUUGACCUAGAUUUCAUCAAGGCUAUCAUUCUGACAAAAUUCCAUGAAGAUCAGUUGAAAAAUAAAGCCUCUACCGCAUACACGAGGUUUUUCUUUGAUUUAACCUAGUGACCUACUUUUUGAACUUAGAUGAUCCAUAUUCCAAAUCUACCUAGAUUCCAUCAAAGAAAUUAUUCUGACUUAAUUUCAGGAGGAUCAAUUGAAAAAUACAGCCUCUAUUGCAUACACAAUGUUUUCCUUUGAUUUGAUUUAGUGACCUACUUUUUGACCUCGGAUAACCCAUAUUCAAACUUGACCUAGAUUUCACCAAGGCAUUCAUUCUGACUAAAAUUUAUGAAGAUUAAUUGAAAAAUACACCCUCUAUCGCAUACACAAGGUUAUUCUUAGAUUUGGCCUAGUGACCAAGUUUUUAACCCAAGACGAUCCAUUUUCAAAUUCGACUUAGAUUUGAUCAAGGUUAUUAUUCUGACCAGAAUUCAUGAAGACUUAUUGAAAAAUACACCCUCUAUCGCAUACACAAGGGUUUUCUUUGAUUUGACCUAGUGACCUAGUUUUUGACCCCAGAUGACCCAUUUUCAAACCUAGAUUUUAUCAAAGUAAUCAUUCUGACUAAACUUCAUGAAGAUCAAUCGAAAAAUACAGCCUCUAUCGCAUACACAAGGUUUUUCUUUGAUCUGACCUAGUGACCUAGUUUCUGAUCCAAGAUGACCCGUUUUCAAACUAGGCCAAGAUUUUGUCAAGAUAAUCAUUCUGACCAAAUUUCAUGAAGAUCAGUUGAAAAAUACAGCCUAUAUCGCAUACACAAGCUAAAUGUUGACGAACAGACGACUGACAGACGCCGGACAUAGAGCGAUCACAAAAACUCACCUGAGCAUUGCUCAGGUGAGCUAAAAAUCAAACGUUUGCUUUAUUUACCUAUAUGCUGCAUAUUCGAUGUUCUUACAAUGUAUUUUCAUCAAAUUCUGAUAACGGUUUCACGGUUUAUAAAAAAAAAAACGGAAUUCCCGUCAACAAGCAUCACGUGAUUUUCAAAUGAGCGCACACGUAUAGGUAUCGCACACUAUUGUGACGUUUUCAAAAUAAAAACAAAAAACAAUAACAUAAAAUGAAGUCAGUACACUUAGUACGUUAACGAUGAGGUCAGUGAUUUCUCGUUCGCCUAGUUCGGUUACAGUGUUCAUAUUAUACUUUUUCGUCGUGAGUUCGAUUCCCAGACCCGUUAAAUUUUGUCUUUAUUUUUGUCUUCACUACAACUCAAUGAAGACAAAACGCGUUAGUAAAUCUAGUUCUAACAUGUUCACUAAAAUUAUAUGUCACAACUGACACGUGAUUAUGUCUAAUUACACUCCAUCUUUAAUAUGAUCUAAUAUUUUUAAGCUUUCCUGCGACAUUUUUAAACCUGCACGGGUUCGUUUUAUAACAAUCUUUCACUUCACUUUAAUACAAGCAUUGCCCGGGUUUAUAAAUCUAACAAGAAAGCUUAUAGAAACACAUGAGAAUUAAUUGUUUUUCUUAUUUUUCCAUUCCAAAUUGUAAAACAUUUUUAAGGACGGAGGUAAACCUUAGAGUUUAUCUUACAAAAUAUAUUCAAAACAUUUCUGUACAUUGAUUGUGUACAAUGUACAUGUAUUGAAAUACAAGAGCUGUGGGAGAAUAGCAGCGCUCGACUAUUCAACAGCCUUGUCAUUAAAGAAAGUUAGUUGAAUGAACACUGAUGCUGAAAACGGGGAAUAAUUUGUAAAAAUGCAGAACAGAACUAUCGAACCUGAUCAGUGCAUGUCAGACCAUCACAGUGUUUAAAAGUUUAAUCCAUUUCCAUGAAUUCUGAGAUACCGGCUUGCACACAAAUACGUAACCAAUAAUUGCAAAGUAGAAAAAAGGGCACUAUAAGGAAAAUGUGCAAUGCAUGUCAUAUCAUCUCAGUACACAAGUGUGUGAACCAUUUUAUUUUUAUAUUUUCAGUAACAUGAUCUUGUUUUUGACCUAGAAUAUAACUAAAAGCAACUUCUUCAAUUCCAGUUUGAGCGGCUACAAUACUCUUUUCUUGACUUAGUUACUGAGCACAAGCAUUUUUUUACUUUUAGUAACAACAACCUUGACCGCCCCAGUGACCAGAACGCAUACCUCAGUCUCAAAUUCAUCCUUCACAGAGUCGUGUGAAACAACAAAACGUACGUGGGAUAUUGCUUGUUGCUCCAGUUCUACAGAAGGAAAAGAGAAACAAUGAAAUCUUACAAAGUCUAUGUAUAGUCCAAGAAGGAAAGUUUUUGAAAAGUUUUGAAAUAAUUGAAAAAUGUUCAAAGUUAUAUUAUUAUUUAUUGCUGGAUGUGAACUUCGUGUUUAUUAGUUAACAAAGAUUAAAGGAAAUGGAGGUACGAGUAAAGACAAUAUGAAACAUUCGAGGAUCAAGAUUUUCUGUUUAGACUUAGUAUCAAAGUUGACGUUCCUUUCUGGUCUCAGUUAGACGUCAUGUUUUAAAACAAGACAACAAACCGUUAUAUCAUAAACGAUUUGAACGUUUAUUGCACGGAUAUGACAACUGACACAGUCAACGUACAGAGUACUUCCGUUUAUGAAGAUUACUAUAACUUCGACUAUGGAGACGAAUACAUGUACCCCGGUUACCAAUUUGAAAGGCCGGUCUAUUUGUAUCUUUGGGAAAUUUUGGUAAUCGUAACUUUCAUUCAAAACCUUCUGAUUUUAUCAGUGUUUAUGCGCAGAAAGAUGCGCAAUCCAACAAACAUAAUUUUCUCUGCGAUAGCUAUUUCCGAUUCUCUGACUGGACUGGUAACUCUGCCAACUUACAUCAUGGUGUUCCAGAGGUACGAUCCAUUACCAGUCUCUUACUAUGAGGAUAAUUUUGCGAACGUGUCUGAAAAAGUAUAUUACGAGCAGAAUAGACUUUUGAACAAUAAUCUGUAUUCCAAUAACUCAGCUUUUAACAACUCGGUUUACAAUAAUACCGUCUCUGUUUAUUCAAGUGAAAAUCCAAAUAGUUUUUUUUUAACGACAACGUUCAGUUCUAGUUCAGUAGUCAAUGCUUUAGAAACAUCGUCAUCAGCAGUGUACCAUUCAGCAACACAUUCGCCAUUGGACGGAUAUAACCUCAGUAAAAAUCUUUGUCGUGGAUUUAUGAUCUCAAAAUACUUUUUUUCGAAAUCAUUCCAUACUAUCUCAAUAUUUCUGACAUUGUUCCUUGAAAUACAAAGAUACGUGUCCAUGGCAUAUCCUUAUAGAUAUGAAACGUGUUGUAAUAAAUCUAGGAUUGUGAAAAUAUAUUGUAUAUCUGCAUUCGUUUUGUGUCCAUUUCUCCACUCGUAUCAUUUGGGAAGCGAAAAGGCAAUAGGAGGAAUGUGUCAAUGGGAACUUCGUGGAAAUGGCUGCCGAAAAGACUGUAUAUAUUUAUGGAUAGCAUUUGUAGUGCGACAUUUCAUUCCAUGUGUAAUACUUGUGAUAUUUACACUAUUGUUUAUACAUCAGCUGAGAAAAGGAGAGAAAAGCUUUCGACGAAUGGACAGUAACUCGUCACAGUAUUCCAGAAGGGUCCAUGAAAUCGGCGUUUUACUUUUAUAGUAACUGCUGUUGUUGUGGUUCGAUUAAUUCCGAAAUACCAUAUAGCAUUUUUCUGUUAUUUAAUAGCAUUGACGUGACAGUUAAUAUGGGGAAAGACAUAGAUCUUGAGACGAACAGAAUUUUUCAUAUGUGCUACGAAUUAUGUCUGAUAUGUUCGUUUCUAGCUAACUUCUAUAUAUAUUUAGUUUUCAAUAAGUCGUUUCGAAAACGCCUGUAUCGAACAUUUAUUGAACCUGUCAGGAAACAAUUUGGUGUUUCAUUAAGGCUGCACGAGUUUCAAUCAUCGCAACCUACCAGAAAACUUACUAUUAAAUUGACAGGUUCAGUUAAACCUGGAGAAGAGAUUGAAAUGAAAACUAUUCAUUCCGAAUUUUCUGACAAACUUGUCAAAAUCGGAACGAAGUGAAGGGACAGAUGCUGCAAAAUUCAGAAUAUCGUUAAAUGUAUUCGUAUCUUAAUGAAAAUAACUGAUUUCUGUUUACUUAGUAAAAGGUAUUAGUUCUACUUCUUUUCACGUGAUUGUAAUAUAAACCAUGAAGAAGUUACUUACAUGUAUUAUUGUUCAUUUUGAGACUGAAAAUAUUUUCGACCCACGUCUUUUUGUUUAAAAUAAUUCAUAAAUAACCCUGACAUUGUAAAGAACAUUUUUGUUUUCAAAAGUAGAUGGUGUUAAGAUAAGGAUAAAUACAGCUGAGAUGACACCUCCUUAAAAGUAUCAAAUUUACAUUCAUGUUCAUGUUAGUCACUGUAUUAUUAUUACUAUUAUACCAGAUUUAUAUAGCGCCCUUUUCACGUUCAAAGGCGCUUUACAUAGUUCAAAUGCAGCCACACAGGGCGCAUAAUUCAUCCUCUACUAGUACAGACACAGAGCGAUCUGACCAGAGGGACAGAGUGAGACAAAGCCCCCACGACAGAGAGAUCAGAAAUCAGAUACAGGCUUGUCCGGCUAACUUAGCCUAGCUCGUUGCGAAUAGACAGCCUGGUUCUUUAACGUGACCAGUGUAUAGCACUGAUACACGCAAGGAUUGCCUAGGUUCCUGACCAGUACACCUCUAGUUGGGUGGGAAACACUGAAAAGCGUUUCUGAAAAUUCCCGAGUAGCUGCCGGGGAUCGAACCCCCGACCUCAGGAUUGGAAGGCCAGUGUGCAAACCACUGAGCUAUCCGUCCACCUACUGUAUAUGAGCUUCAUUCGAUUACAUUAAUACAUAGGCGUAUCAUUAUAAUACUAUACUGACGCAAGACACAAACUUUCAUUUUAUUUCUUUUAGGGAGUAAACAGAUAUACAAAUUUGAUUUAGGAUAUUUGUCUGUCAACAUGAUGCAGCGUGUUUCGUCACAUUCAUAGAUGUAUGGCACAUUAAAUGACUUAGGUGUCAAAACUGAAAUUUACAGUUUUAGAAUUGUCA